CGGUUGUGGUCUUCACGGUGGCCUCGCCUCGCAAGAAUUCUUUCCUCGUGGACGCGCAGAUCUCCUCGUCUUUCCUCGUCACGAUCCAAUUCGAAUUCGCGUGAGCGCGUUCGGAGCUCGCAUCGCUUUUGCGGGCGGAAUUUCGCUGCGUCGGCUUCGCUUCUUCUCGCUUUCAUGGGCGAUGGCGGUGGCGUCUCUCGCCUUCGCGGAACCGAGGUCGAUGUACAAUUCGGCGCUCUGGAGGCCGGCAAUUUCCCAGCUGUCAUGGUUGGGGCACUGGAAACCUGGCCAGCAAUUUCACGAUGGAACCCAGAAAAUGGUGGAUUGAAACAUUUAAAGCACUUGGCAGGUGACACGCAUAUACAAGCCAUUACCUCUAAAUCAGGGUCGGUAUUUUAUGGCCACAUCAAAGGCCAUGAUCGAGUAUCUCUUCAAUUUGGCAGCUUCAUUGACCUUAUCUUAUCCGAGUCCAAGAUGGAAAAGGCUGUUGCGUCUGAAAUGUUACCUCAAAGUGCCGCCAAACGUUCUUCUAAUGAGGAUGUUCAUUCUUUGGAAUUUACAAAAAAAGAGUGUGCGACUACUACAGAUGGACUCGCCGAUAGCAGAAAAGCACAUGAGAUGGAACUGUAUCUAGCCCAGGUUCCAAUUUACAGUAAAGAACAAGAAGGGGAGACGAUGUUGUCGCCUUUGAUGCAAGACAUAGAACUGCCUUCCGUGCUGGAGGGUAAAGAUGUCUGGAACAUCAACUUAUGGAUGAGCAUGAAGAGUUCUAGAUCAAGCACGCACUAUGAUCCAUAUCACAACAUUCUCUGUGUUGUGGCGGGAGAGAAGAAAGUGAGUUUAUGGCCUCCUUCUGCAGCGCCGUAUCUUUAUCCUCUACCAAUUCAUGGAGAGGCAUCCAAUCAUAGCGGCGUUGAUAUGGUGGUACCAAAUUACAAUAUGCAUCCUCUCUUCAAGAAAGCCGUACAGGGUGCUAAGGUGGUCACACUGCGGGCAGGGGAUGCCUUAUUUAUUCCUGAAGGAUGGUAUCACCAAGUGAACAAUACAGGAGUCACAAUUGCUGUAAAUUUCUGGUGGCCUUCCAAGAUUUCACUAUUGCUGGGGUCUCCAAUGGAUGGGUACAUUUUACGACGUGUGAUAUCCAGCCUUUUGGAUCGGGAGAAGAAGCGUAUUCUUGAAGAUGGAAUAGAUCUUUGCACUGAUCGAAGAGGAGCACAUGUCACAGAUAGUACAUGCCACUCUUCCAAGAAUACUAUAAAAGUGAUUGAAAAUCUUGCAGAACAGCAUUGUACACAAGAUCUUAAAGAUGAAGGACCUCGACGGUAUCGAAAUUAUAACGUGGGAAAACAGCAAGCGAAAGUGGAGGAUUUGACCGACGAGGAGACGUUUCAUCUCAGGACACUAGUCACAAGUGCACUUGGUGAGAUGAAAACAUCACCGGGUGCCGAUACCAAGUCUGCUAGAGAGCAGAAAGUUGGUGGUCAGUCUUUUCAGAUCGAAGUUGAUAGAAAUGAAGGACAAGCCAACAAACAACAGAGACCCGUCGAGUUUCAAGAUGACCCACUAUGCAGAGUGUUUGCCAAUUUGGAGGCUCUUUCUCUUCAGCGUGUUCUGCUAGUUAUGGCAACUCAAUUUCCACGCUCACUACGGGUUCUCAUCAUGGAUGCACUUUCUCCAGCCGCAGCAGAGCUCCUCACAAUGAAGUUUGAGGAACUUGAUAGUUAUCUAGAGGUGCCACUUCAGGCGAAGUUUUAUGAACAAUUUUACAGUGUUUUCGAAAGCCCAGAGGCGGUAAUGGCCAUAUUACUUGAAAGAAAAGAGGCGUUCGCUGCUCAGGCCCUACAAAAUGUCUUGUCUCAGUUUCUGGGGCUAUCUUGCGGUACUGCUGGUGCAUGAUUGUGAAGACACCUUGUUUAUCAAGGUAGAAUUCAGAAUAUUGUCCAACUUCCGUUUUUUCAUAUCAAAUACCUGCAUUGCUGCAAGGUGUACGUGAGAUGAUUUACAUCUCCGUGUCAUUUUAUGGUAAAUGGUAUGGAGAACCAUGGUCGUUAUGCAGUCAAGUUAGAUCGCAAAGAUUCUCGCCAUCUUCGAUGAACAUCAGCUUUGAUCUGGUUUGCUACCAAGAGUGUCGGCCGCGGUCUUGGAUAUUGUUAGAGAUGUCCGUGAAGUGGGACGUGAGAAAUAUUAAGUCAACUUCCCACAAUUGUAUAUCUACUUGUCCGUUACUCCAGCCCAAUCAUCUUAUGGGUGUUACUUUGAAAAUCGACUUGUUUCGUACGAGUCAGCAACUGCACACAGAGUUUAAAAGUCUAUACGGUCAAAAUUAUUCUGAAAUCUCGGGACGGGUAGUGGCCUUUGCGUAGUCAAGACAGAGUAUGGCUAGAGCUGGAUCUAUCCACGCAGCCACGAGUUAUCUAGAUUCAAUAUGUACCGGGAAAGCAGCUCUCUUAUCGGGAGUUGAGUAUGAUGUGAAAAGUUUAGACAGAGAUGAUAGAGAGGUUCGGGGAAAGAACUUAACAAAUGCCCCCCCAUGCUGAUUUCAACUGAACUCUUGAAACCCAUUACAACGAAUUAUCUUUGUUUUUAUAAAGUAUAGUAUCAUAGUUUUUCAUUCAUACCGUGUUUAUAUAUUACGGGUUGAGC
Messenger RNA from Marchantia polymorpha subsp. ruderalis, 2643 nucleotides. The record is from the annotation of a GenBank genome assembly. NCBI's taxonomy places the organism in Eukaryota, Viridiplantae, Streptophyta, Marchantiopsida, Marchantiales, Marchantiaceae.